GCAGCGCUUCCUUCCCUCCGAACCAGUUCCGGUGUUGCGUUUCCGUCACAUCGUCCAUUUUCACAUAAUCGCACAUGGUGCCGCACCGGUCGAUGACCGUCAGCCUCUUAGUUUUUUGGGAUUCUGCUCUGUAGUGGCGAGAAAUCCGUCUCGUAGUACCUGAUAAAUGCAAGAUACGGUGGAUAUGGUGGACGACCCCGAGUAUGACGAGGAGGAGCCUUCCUUCAGCGACCCGGAGGACUUCGAGGAUGACAUCGAAGAUGAGGAGUUCUUGGAAGACAUCCUGAGAGAGAAGCCCCAGGAGGCUGACGGUAUAGACUCGGUGGUGGUGGUUGACAACGUCCCCCAGGUCGGCCCAGAGCGUUUAGAGAAACUCAAGAAUGUCAUACACAAGAUUUUCUCCAAGUUUGGCAAGAUCACCAACGAGUUCUAUCCAGAUGCUGAUGGCUUGACCAAAGGGUACAUCUUCUUGGAGUAUGGUGGUCCUACCCAGGCCCUCGAGGCGGUAAAGAACGCAGAUGGAUACAAACUCGACAAACAGCAUACAUUCAGGGUCAACCUCUUCACUGACUUUGACAAGUACAUGAACAUCAGUGAUGAGUGGGAAACUCCAGAGAAGCAGCCAUUCAAAGAUUUUGGUAAUAUGCGCCAUUGGAUUGAGGACGCAGACUGUCGUGACCAGUACAGUGUGAUCUACGAAGCCGGAGAGAGGACCGCCAUUUUCGCAAACGAUGCUAAGGAGCCAAUCACAGCUGAAGAGAGAGCACGCUGGACAGAGACGUACGUCCGCUGGUCUCCAAAAGGCACCUACCUGGCCACCUUCCACCAACGUGGCAUUGCAUUGUGGGGCGGCGAGAAGUUCAAACAGAUUCAGAGGUUCAGCCAUCAGGGAGUGUCCCUCAUCGACUUCUCACCAUGUGAGAGGUAUGUGGUGACUUUCAGUCCACUGAUGGACACCAAGGAGGACCCACAGGCCAUCAUCAUCUGGGACAUUCUAACCGGACAGAAGAAGAGAGGUUUCCAUUGCGAGAGCUCUGCACACUGGCCCAUAUUCAAAUGGAGCCACGAUGGGAAGUUCUUUGCCAGGAUGACCACAGACACGCUGAGCAUCUAUGAGACUCCAUCUAUGGGCUUGCUUGACAAGAAGAGUCUCAAGAUUACCGGAAUCAAGGACUUCUCAUGGUCUCCUGGUGACAACAUCAUAGCAUUCUGGGUCCCUGAGGACAAAGAUAUCCCAGCCAGGGUGACUCUGAUGCAGUUGCCUUCCCGUCAGGAGAUCCGUGUCCGCAACCUCUUCAAUGUUGUCGACUGCAAACUUCACUGGCAGAGAAAUGGAGAUUACCUGUGUGUGAAAGUGGACAGGACUCCUAAAGGAACACAGGGCGUGGUCACCAACUUUGAAAUCUUCCGCAUGAGAGAGAAGCAGGUUCCUGUUGAUGUGGUGGAGAUGAAGGAAGGCAUCAUAGCGUUUGCAUGGGAACCCAACGGCAGCAAGUUUGCUGUUCUCCACGGAGAGUCUCCUAGAAUCAACGUCUCCUUCUACCAUGUCAAAAACAACGGCAAGAUCGAGCUCAUAAAGAUGUUUGACAAGCAGCAGGCCAACAGCAUCUUCUGGAGCCCCCAGGGACAGUUCUUGGUGCUGGCUGGUCUCAGGAGUAUGAAUGGAGCUCUCGCCUUUGUGGACACGUCAGACUGCACCAUGAUGAACAUAGCAGAGCACUACAUGGCCUCCGACGUAGAGUGGGACCCGACCGGCCGCUAUGUCGUCACCUCCGUCUCCUGGUGGAGCCACAAGGUGGACAACGCCUACUGGCUGUGGACGUUCCAGGGGCGUCUCCUUCAGAAGAACAACAAGGACCGCUUCUGUCAGCUGCUCUGGAGACCCAGACCUCCUACCCUGCUCAGCCAAGACCAAAUCAAGUUGAUAAAGAAGGAUCUUAAGAAAUACUCAAAGAUCUUUGAGCAGAAGGAUCGUCUGAGCCAGUCCAAGGCUUCUAAGGAGCUGGUGGACAAGCGCAGGUCCAUGAUGGAGGACUACCGUCGCUACAGGGAGACAGCGCAGCAGACCUAUCAAGAACAGAAGAAUGCCCGCCUCGAGCUCAGAGGAGGAGUGGACACUGAUGAGCUGGAUAGCAAUGUGGACGACUGGGAGGAGGAGACCAUUGAGUUUUUUAUCAACGAAGAAAUCAUUCCCCUCGGAGAUCUGUAGUCCCCCACGCAGUCCAUCCGUUUUUGUGUGGAAGGAGGAGAGAGGAACUGCGUCAUUGAUUGGAGAAGGUCGACGACCACGCAGUGAAUUUUGGGGUUCCCGAUCACGAGCCCCAACAUUCAACUUUAGUGACAUCAUCAAAGCACGCCUUGCGGAUCAACAACCACAUCAGGGGACAAGAGAGGAUACUUUGUAUUUGAUAUUUUCUCUUUGUCUCUCACCAUCAUCCGCCCCAUUUUUUUUUUUUCUCUGUGGAACUUGAUAUUUAGUACUGCCUAUUUUUUUCUAUUCAUUAAUCGCAGUCACUCACUCUAAUCUCAGCCCUGUGUCUCUUAUCGGACCUUCUUUUUUCCAGGGGUUGUUUUAUGAACUAGCCUCACCAUGCUAGUGUGUUAUCACAGGGCAGCACAGAGUGCCAUACCAGUGGGGGGUGAAGGCGUUGUGACUAAACAAGUAGCCUUCUUUAUAAAUGUGCUGAUGUGGCGCUAUAGUGCACUGUAUCCUCCUCCUUUCAGACUAGGCUUUCACACAGGGAGGGGGUGCGCAGUGGGAAUAACUUUAAAUAAACAUUCAAACACAAUACUA
This is a messenger RNA of Sander lucioperca (pikeperch), 2794 nucleotides long. It is a transcript of the gene eif3ba, whose product is annotated as eukaryotic translation initiation factor 3, subunit Ba. The record is from RefSeq and is a predicted model, not a curated record. Lineage: Eukaryota; Metazoa; Chordata; Actinopteri; Perciformes; Percidae. Gene Ontology annotation, molecular function: translation initiation factor binding; translation initiation factor activity; RNA binding. Gene Ontology annotation, cellular component: eukaryotic translation initiation factor 3 complex. The transcript has 19 exons. Gene Ontology annotation, biological process: translational initiation. The coding region runs from base 167 to 2209 and encodes 680 amino acids.